Messenger RNA from Marasmius oreades (fairy-ring Marasmius), 828 nucleotides. RefSeq lists its product as uncharacterized. The transcript has 10 exons. Bases 1 to 828 code for a protein of 275 amino acids. Lineage: Eukaryota; Fungi; Basidiomycota; Agaricomycetes; Agaricales; Marasmiaceae. The record is from RefSeq and is a predicted model, not a curated record.
AUGGUUGUCAAGUUGAAUACCAAGAACAAGUUAGCCAAACUCUUCGACCACGACGUUAGCGGCUACGUUAAAACCGCUCUUGACGUCGUUCAGCAGAUCAAAAAGAGCAGCGACCAAAUCGACGUCAAGAAUGCCGACCCAAUCAUUCAUGAAGGUCUUGCUCCGUCUUUCGGCAACAUUAACAAUGCUGGAAAGUCGGUCAAGCAACUUGACGAUAAGAUGAAGCUCAUGAUUGCAAUCUCGAUGAAAAAGCUUCUCGAACUCAAGAAUAAGAACGCCCUUUCCUGGAACGAUAUCCAAGGAUGCUUCAACCAAAAUACGAGUCUGAUUGCUGAGAGCAGCCCUAAGGAAAUAGUGAAGGAGUUCACCGCGGAGAGUUCGUCUGAUUUCAAGUUCGAUGGGUCUCCCGAUCCCAACCUCGUCCAAAAAGUCAUGGUGUGGUGGGAAGGCCAGGCCUGCCCUGAUCCGGAUAUCAGGAAUGACUCGAAACUCGAUAUUGAUUCGCUCGCCAAGGUUGUUGCAUGGUCUGGUGCGGCGAUUACUGAUUUUUGGAACGUCUGGUCGAAGCACGAACGCCACGAGCGUACCCUGCUUGAAGUCGGAGUUAUGAGGUACCCAACCAUUGCCCAUCCCUACUUCAAGAUCUACAGGAUCCAACUCUUGGCUUGGUCCGACUGCAGUCGUACCGUGUGGCACCAGGAAGAUAAGAACGGCAUCAAGUCGACCGUCACCUCUCAGAUAUUCAAGCCUAACAAUGAAGUUCUCGACAAAGUCAAGAAGGAGACAAUGAAGGCAGCCGUGACGGAGAUUGACGAUUUGUUUUCCUAG